Molecule: messenger RNA, 1212 nt
Organism: Purpureocillium lilacinum
Lineage: Eukaryota; Fungi; Ascomycota; Sordariomycetes; Hypocreales; Ophiocordycipitaceae
Biological process (GO): G1/S transition of mitotic cell cycle
Cellular component (GO): cytoplasm
Molecular function (GO): protein serine/threonine phosphatase activity
Source: RefSeq, a predicted model, not a curated record
AUGGCGUCCACCGUUCCCCGACCGGGGCCUGCCAACCUCACCCCCAAUGCCGGACUGGACGAAUGGCUCGAGGAGGCCAAGCAGUGCCACUACCUGCCCGAGCGGGCCAUGAAGGAGCUAUGCGAGAAAGUCAAGGAGAUCCUGAUGGAAGAGUCCAACAUCCAGCCUGUGUGCACCCCCGUCACGGUCUGCGGCGAUAUCCAUGGCCAGUUCUACGACCUGCUCGAGCUCUUCCGGGUCUCGGGCGGCAUGCCCGGCGAGAAUAACGUCCAGCCCCCCAAGACGGCCACCACGGUCAUCACAUCCGAGGAUAUCGAGCCACCGAGUGAGAUUACGAACCCCAAGCUGCGAAAGAAGCUGCGAUCGCCCAUCCCAGGCUCCAGUGCUGAUACCCAACAAGAUGCCGCAGCCGCAGCCCCAGCGGCCGACACGUCGACUGCUUCUGCCGGCUCCAGUCCUGGUUCCGGCCCCGUGCCCACGGUGACUUCCUCCCAAAGCGCGGAAAACAGGUUCAUCUUUCUUGGAGACUUUGUGGACCGCGGAUACUUUAGCUUGGAGACGUUUACGCUGCUCAUGUGUCUCAAGGCCAAGUAUCCGGACCGAAUCGUUCUCGUUCGCGGCAACCACGAGUCGCGGCAAAUCACCCAAGUCUACGGCUUCUACGAAGAAUGCCAACAAAAGUACGGCAACGCGUCGGUCUGGAAAGCGUGCUGCCAGGUAUUCGACUUUUUGGUCCUGGCCGCCAUUGUCGACGGCGAGGUGCUCUGCGUGCACGGUGGUUUGAGCCCGGAGAUCAGGACCAUUGACCAAAUUCGAGUCGUCGCCCGCGCUCAGGAGAUUCCUCAUGAGGGUGCUUUCUGCGAUCUCGUGUGGUCCGACCCCGAAGAUGUCGACACUUGGGCUAUCAGCCCUCGCGGUGCCGGCUGGCUGUUUGGCGACAAGGUGGCCAACGAGUUCAACCACGUCAACGGCCUCAAGCUGAUUGCGCGAGCGCAUCAGCUGGUCAAUGAAGGAUACAAGUAUCAUUUCGAAGAGAGCUCGGUGGUGACGGUUUGGUCAGCGCCCAACUACUGCUAUAGAUGCGGCAACGUCGCCUCCAUCAUGUCUGUAGACAAAGACCUCAACCCGAAAUUCAGCAUCUUCUCGGCGGUGCCGGACGACCAGAGACACGUGCCGGCGAGUAGACGGGGGCCGAGCGACUAUUUCCUGUAA